Molecule: messenger RNA, 5417 nt
Organism: Oreochromis niloticus (Nile tilapia)
Lineage: Eukaryota; Metazoa; Chordata; Actinopteri; Cichliformes; Cichlidae
Gene: uggt1
Product: UDP-glucose glycoprotein glucosyltransferase 1
Exons: 41
Coding region: 75-4691 (1538 amino acids)
Biological process (GO): ERAD pathway
Cellular component (GO): endoplasmic reticulum
Molecular function (GO): UDP-glucose:glycoprotein glucosyltransferase activity
Source: RefSeq, a predicted model, not a curated record
UUCAGUAAUUUUGAACAGGCAACAUUGUGGUUGCCUAAUGAGCCCGUCAGGACCCGCCCACUCCACAGCGGAUCAUGAAUUCAGGAAGCUACCGAGCCGGCUUCGGUGUAGGCUUGAGGAUGUGGCUUCUGUGGAUCGUGCUGCUCUCGCUGCUCUCUGCAGCAUCUGGGAGUGCGGACUCAAAGGCUGUCACAACCACUCUUACAACCAAAUGGGCUGAUACACCGCUGCUGCUGGAGGCCAGUGAGUUCAUGGCAGAGGAGAGCCAGGAGAAGUUCUGGGACUUUGUAGAGGCCAAUCAAAACAUAGAAGGAGAGCAUGACGACACAGAUCAGGCCUACUAUGAUCUGAUCAUGAAGAGAGCCAGUGCCUUGCUCAGCUCCGUCCAGUUAAACAUGCUGAAGUUCGCACUCUCACUGAGAGCUUACUCUGCAACAGUACACUCCUUCCAACAGAUAGCGUCCACUGAGCCUCCUCCUUCUGAAUGCUCAGCUUUUUUGAGCAUCCACGGAGAGAAGACCUGUGAUACAGAGAAGUUAGAGGCACUCCUAAAAACUGCACCUCAAAGGACAAAGCCAUAUCUUUUUAAAGGUGAUCAUAAAUACCCAGGUUCAAAUCCAGAUGCUCCUGUUGUGAUUCUUUACGCCCAGUUUGGGACGGCAGAUUUCCAGAAGCUUCACCAAGUCAUUCUAUCCAAAGUUAAUGAAGGCUCUGUGACCUAUGUGCUUCGCCACUACCUGCCUAAGUCAAGGGGAAAGAAGGUGUAUCUGUCCGGGUAUGGAGUGGAGCUGGCCAUCAAAAGCCAGGAGUACAAAGCAAAGGACGACACACAAGUCCAAGGGGCGGAGGUGAAUGCUACAAUGAUCGGAGAGAAUGAUCCAGUGGAUGAGGUCCAGGGAUUCCUUUUUGGCAAACUCAAGACCCUCUACCCGGAGCUCAAAGAACAGCUUAAAGAAUUGAGGAAGCAUUUAGUGGAGAGCACCAAUGAGAUGGCGCCGCUGAAAGUCUGGCAAAUGCAAGAUCUGAGUUUCCAGACAGCUGCUCGCAUUCUUGCUGCUCCCGCUGUUGAUGCCCUCAAUGUUAUGAAAGACCUCAGUCAGAAUUUUCCCACCAAGGCCAGGUCAAUCACUAAAACUGUGGUCAACUCGGAGAUCCGUAAAGAGAUUGGCGAGAAUCAAAAGUUUUUCAAAGGAACUCUGGGGUUGCAGCCGGGGGAUUCAGCGCUGUUCAUCAACGGGCUGCAUAUAGAUUUGGACGCACAGGACAUCUUCAGUGUGUUUGAAGUGCUGCGCAGCGAGGCGCGGGUGAUGGAGGGUCUGCGCUCCCUGCUAAUCGAGACACCUUUUAUUCACGACAUCCUGAAGCUCAACGUCCAGCCCUCCGACUCUGACUACGCCGUUGACAUCCGCAGCCCGGCCAUCAGUUGGAUUAACAACUUGGAGACCGACUACAGGUACAGCUCAUGGCCCUCCAACGUGCAGGAGCUGCUCAGACCAACUUUCCCUGGAGUCAUCAGGCAGAUCCGCAAGAACUUUCACAAUCUGGUGAUCAUUCUGGAUCCGACCCAGGAGAACACUGUUGAACUGCUGAGCGUCGCAGAGAUGUUUUAUGCUAAUAAUAUACCCCUCAGGAUCGGGCUGGUGUUUGUGGUGUCGGAUGAAGACGACAUCGAUGGUAUGCAAGAUGCCGGUGUGGCACUCGUCCGAGCCUACAACUACAUCACAGAAGAGGUGGACAGUCAGAAUGCAUUUGAAGCCGUCAUGUCGAUGUAUAACCGUGUGCCAGUUGGUGGUCGGCUGAGUGUUGGGGAUGUAGUUAAAGUGCUGGAGAAGAAGUUUCCCUACGUCGAAGUCAGCAGUGUCCUCGGAGCUGACUCCAGCUAUGACAGCAACAGGAAGGAAGGACGGGCAUACUAUGAGCAAACAGGAGUAGGCCCGCUGCCUGUGGUCAUGUACAACGGGAUACCUUACCAGCGUGAACAGCUGGACCCGGAUGAACUGGAAACUGUCACCAUGCAGAAAAUCCUGGAGACCACCUCGUUCUACCAGAGGGCCGUCUACCUGGGUGAGCUGGCUACAGACCACGAUGUCGUCGACUUCAUCAUGAACCAGCCCAGUGUUGUUCCUCGAAUCAACCCCAGAGUGUUGUCCACCAGCAGAACCUACCUGGACCUGUCUGAUACCAAUAACUACUUCAUAGAUGACUACGCUCGCUUCUCAACGCUAGACACAGUAGAGAAGAACACAGCUGUGGCCAACAGCAUGAACUAUAUGACAAAGAAAGGGAUGACCACCACCAACAGGCAUGAUGAUGCCUACAUUCGUCCUGUGACUUUCUGGGUAGUGGGAGAUUUUGACAAACCCUCAGGACGCCAGCUCCUUUAUGACGCCAUCAAACACAUGAAAACCAGCAACAACGUCCGACUGGGGAUGAUCAACAACCCGUCAGCUGACGUGUCUGCUGAGACGACCCGCGUGACCAGAGCAAUCUGGUCCGCCAUGCAGACACAAACUGCCAAUAAUGCCAAGAACUUCAUCACAAAGAUGGCUAAAGAAGAGACCGCUGCGGCCCUGGAGAAGGGUGUCGACGUCGGCGAGUUCGCUGUCGGGGGUAUGGAUUUGUCACUGUUUAAAAGUGCGUAUGAGGCUCCCAAGUUCGACUUCCUGCUUUCCCACGCUGCUUACUGUCGAGAUGUGCUCAAACUGAAGAAAGGACAAAGAGCAGUUAUCAGCAACGGAAGAAUCAUAGGUCCGCUGGAGGAGGCGGAGGUGUUUAACCAGGACGACUUCCUGCUUUUGGAGAGCAUCAUCUUAAAGACUUCUGGAGAGCGCAUCAAAAGCAAAGUUCAGAAUUUUGGAAUCGAGGAGGACAGGGCCAGCGACCUUGUGAUGAAGGUGGACGCUUUGCUCUCGUCUCAGCCUAAAGGAGAAGCACGUGUGGAGUAUGGCUUUGCAGAUGACCGCUACAGUGCUGUGAAGAUUCGUCCUAAAGAGGGAGAUGUAUAUUUUGAUGUCGUUGCUGUGGUAGAUCCAGUAACCAGAGAAGCUCAGAAACUUGCUCCUCUUCUUCUGGUUAUGAAGCAGCUGGUAAACGUCAACCUGCGUGUCUUCAUGAACUGCCAGUCAAAGCUGUCAGAAAUGCCCCUGAAGAGUUUUUAUCGUUACGUACUGGAGCCAGAGGUGGCGUUUCAGGCUGAUGGUAGUUUCUCUCCUGGGCCCAUGGCAAAGUUCCUGGACAUGCCCCACUCUCCACUCUUCACUCUAAACCUCAACACUCCCGAGAGCUGGAUGGUUGAGUCUGUGCACACUCGAUACGAUCUGGACAACAUCUACCUGCAGGAGGUGGAGAAUAUUGUAGCAGCAGAGUAUGAGCUGGAGCACCUUUUGUUGGAAGGCCAUUGUUUUGACGUCAGUUCGGGUCAGCCUCCACGUGGCCUUCAGUUCACCCUGGGAACCGAGUCUGAGCCCGUCAUCGUGGACACUAUCGUCAUGGCAAACCUGGGUUACUUUCAGCUCAAAGCCAACCCAGGCGCCUGGAUCCUGAAGCUAAGGAAAGGGCGCUCUGAUGAAAUCUACAAGAUUUACAGCCAUGACGGCACAGACUCUCCGGCAGACUCGGACGACAUUGUAGUCGUGCUGAACAAUUUCAAGAGCAGAAUCAUUAAAGUCAAGGUCCAAAAGAAGCCAGACAAGUUCAGCGAGGAGCUGCUGAGUGAUGGGACGGAGGAGAACGACACUGGUUUCUGGAAUUCCCUGACCAGAGGUUUCACGAGUGGAGGGAAGACGGAGGAGCCAAAGCAGGACAAGGAAGAUACGAUCAACAUCUUCUCUGUGGCCUCGGGGCAUCUGUACGAGAGGUUCCUCAGGAUCAUGAUGCUGUCAGUUCUAAAGCACACCAAAACUCCCGUCAAGUUCUGGUUCCUCAAGAACUACUUGUCUCCCACUUUUAAGGAGUUUAUCCCCCACAUGGCGAAGGAAUACGGCUUCCAGUACGAGCUGGUCCAGUAUAAGUGGCCCCGCUGGUUACACCAGCAGACGGAGAAGCAGAGGAUCAUCUGGGGCUACAAGAUCCUCUUCCUGGACGUGCUGUUCCCUCUGGCCGUCGACAAGAUCCUGUUCGUGGAUGCCGACCAGAUCGUGCGCACAGACCUGAAGGAGCUGCGUGACUUCGACCUGGAGGGAGCUCCGUACGGAUACACUCCGUUCUGCGAGAGCCGCAGGGAGAUGGACGGAUACCGCUUCUGGAAGUCCGGAUACUGGGCGAGCCACCUCGCUGGACGCAAAUACCACAUCAGCGCGCUGUACGUCGUCGAUCUGAAGAAGUUCAGGAAAAUAGCUGCAGGAGAUCGACUCAGAGGACAGUACCAGGGGCUCAGCCAAGACCCCAACAGCCUUUCCAACCUCGACCAGGAUCUUCCAAACAACAUGAUCCACCAGGUGCCCAUAAAGUCUCUACCUCAGGAGUGGCUGUGGUGUGAGACCUGGUGUGAUGACAGCUCCAAGAAGAGCGCCAAAACAAUAGAUCUGUGCAACAACCCGAUGACCAAAGAGCCCAAGCUGCAGGCUGCGGUGAGGAUCGUGGCAGAGUGGACCGACUACGACCAGGAGAUCAAACGCCUGCAGGCUAGAAUCCAAGACAGAGCGAACCACAUGGCGAAGCAGCAGCCCACAGAUGCUCACACGGAGCUGUAAGGCGCUCGCUGCGAUGAGGCGCUGAACUGGACUCUGUUUAAAGAGUCUGCUUCAGAACGACGCUCCUCUCCUGCCUCGGGGACUGCUGACAGACUGACCGACUGGUUGAAACAAUGUCCAGUUUUUUGUUCUUUUAUAGGUUUCGGUGACUGUGUGGGUGCAAACUGUGAGGAUGUGUUGUGUGAAGCGAAUCAUUUUUUUCUCCCUGUAAUUGAUGUCAGUCUGUUUGCACUGAUUGGGAUUCUGGUUCUGGCUUUUGUAGAAGCACAAAGGGAGGAGGACUUCAGAGAAUGGCAUUGCUGGUUCAUUUUGGUGUUUAUUUGCUGUACGUCAAACAUUUGGUGCUGGUAACACUUUGCACUCGCUCAUUUGAAGCUGUUUGGUUUUUCUCUGGAUUGCAUAAAGAUACAAGUUCUCGUGAAGGCUGUGAUUUUAAAGAAAACAAGGAGAAGCACUAUAAACUCUCACCCACAGGUGUUUGACCUGAAAAUGAACAUCAAAAUCAGUAGGAUUGUUGUCACUGUGACUCUCAGGUACAGAUGUUGCAGCAUAAAGUCAGAAGCAGAUCAAAGUUAUACUGUAAAGGGAAGAGAAGCCUUAAAAGUUUGGCUAAAGCAAAAGUGAUUUCUGUUCUUUGGUAACAUCGAUGGAUUUGUCAUCUUCAUCUUGUUUCGGCUGUCAGAUAUUUUUGUUAAAUAAAGUCUGAGUAAUGGGUGGUCCAGUGUA